AUGGCAGUGGUUGUCCAGCAAACAGUACCCUUCUCUCCCUCAAAUUUGGACCUUGAAAACGCAAGCCGCUGGACAGCACUCUUCCCUCUCAUACGUCCAUCUGUGAAGGCCAUCACUACCGCAAAAGGCCAGAAGAUCCUCGUCGACACUGCUCUAUAUUCCAGCAAAUUCGUGCRCGUAGUCGCCUUUGCUAAUCCCGGCAGUCUAUCCUCAARGAUCCUCGAUGAGAGGCACAUUACAGCCAUCGUAACAGAGACCACAGGAGCAGGCAUCCUCACAGCUCCAGAUCUUCCCCACGCAUUACAGAACGCUGGGAUAGAUGUGAAGCAGGGCGUCGUCGUGGUACGAACAGGUGACAAGAGAGAGAUUCACUCCCACAACCCAGAUGUGAUCGAGGUAAUAACCGAGGGCGAGCUAGAGUAUGAUCAUGUACUUUAUCUUUUGGGAAGGGCGGAGGAUGGGAUCAGGAUGAACCCUCACAACGUGUCGGAGCUUUUGAAGAACUUUGUGAAGAAUGCGAGGACCACUCAUUCGAAGUUUUCCACUGAGAAGGCGGAUGGAAACCCAGCGGUCUUGCACGCUGAGGGUGUUGUUGGGUACGAGAAGGCCAAAUUUUCGGUACAAAGGGAUCUGAAGAACUUGCUGAAGAACAUCGAGGUUUCCGGCGAGGAAAAGGUGGUGCACUCUGUUCAUUUCAGUGAUGUCAAUGGUCUGAGCAGGCUGGAGAACUAUAUCAUUGCUGGGGAGAUUGCUCAGUAUCUUGAUGCCGAAAACAUCGCUUACGCACUCUCACACUCUACCAUUCUCAACCACAACGAAGCAGCCCGAGGCUUUUCCAUAUCGAUAUGCCCACUCCCAACGCACUUCCUCUCCGCAGACCCAAAGUCCAAGAAACACACUCCCAGCGCAACAACUACAUCUUCAGCAGAGCCAACAUCGAACCUUUCCACAACCCAACCCAAAAUAACCUUCAACGACUCCCAGAUCCGCCAGCGAAUAGAAGCGGGCUGCAAUGCAGUAAUCGCCGCCGAACCUACUAUAACAGAAUACGACACAAUAGUCGGCGACGGCGAUUGCGGCUACACCCUCCGCGACGGCGCCAAACAAGUCCUGACGUUCAUCUCCAACAAAGACCUCACAAAUCUCCCCUCUACCCUCGCAGAUCUCGUAUCCGAACUCGAAGUUAACAUGGGCGGAACAUCCGGUGCCCUCUAUUGCAUCUACCUCACAGCUUUAGCGUCCGCGCUAGCGAUGGAGGAAUCUGUGCCAAGGGCAUUACAAGCUGCGCUGGAGACGCUGUGCAAGUAUACGAAAGCUCGAGUGGGAGAUCGGACUAUGAUGGAUGCUUUGAUUCCGUAUAUUGAGAGUUUGGCGGGGAGCGGUGGGGAUGCGAAAGUUGCGGUUGAGAAGGCUAGAGAAGGGGUUGAAGGGACGAAGAGGAUGGAGGCCAAGUUGGGGAGGAGUACGUAUUUGGAUGAGAGUGCUACGAGGGGAGUUCCGGAUCCGGGGGCGUAUGGGUUGUUGGUGUUGUUCGAGGGGAUGAGUUCUGUGUGA
This is a messenger RNA of Ramularia collo-cygni, 1554 nucleotides long. RefSeq lists its product as uncharacterized. Gene Ontology annotation, biological process: glycerol catabolic process. Lineage: Eukaryota; Fungi; Ascomycota; Dothideomycetes; Mycosphaerellales; Mycosphaerellaceae. The coding region runs from base 1 to 1554 and encodes 517 amino acids. Gene Ontology annotation, cellular component: cytosol. The transcript is spliced from 2 exons. Gene Ontology annotation, molecular function: glycerone kinase activity. The record is from RefSeq and is a predicted model, not a curated record.